Trichoderma gamsii is the source of this 2076-nucleotide messenger RNA. RefSeq names its product M6 family metalloprotease domain-containing protein. The record is from RefSeq and is a predicted model, not a curated record. Gene Ontology annotation, biological process: proteolysis. NCBI's taxonomy places the organism in Eukaryota, Fungi, Ascomycota, Sordariomycetes, Hypocreales, Hypocreaceae. Bases 1 to 2076 code for a protein of 691 amino acids. The transcript has a single exon. Gene Ontology annotation, molecular function: peptidase activity.
AUGUUUGCCCACCAGCCGCGCCGCCUCUCGUUAAGGGCCUCUGCCUUUGCAGCAGUGCUUUGUCUUGAGUUGCUGAGUCUCCCAGUCGACGCGUUAACGGAAGCCUCAUGGAGGAAUCCUUUUGCUCCCAUCGAUCCUCAAGUCUGGGUCAAUCCUGAUGACAUGACCUGGGAUGACUUCAAAGCGCCACCUGGUACUCAAUGGAACGACGUGACAAAGAAAGGCUCAAGCCGCAACUUCAACAUCGCUUUGAUCGCGGUAGAUUAUAGCGACGAGACUUUUGUUGUCACCAGAGAGCCCAAUUCGACUGUAUUUGGCAACCCACUACCGAUAGUAUCUGGACUUGCUAGAGGAGACGUACCUGCGUACUAUCGCGAUCUGCUGAACAAGCCUACCGACCUCAACAAUGGGCAUACAAUGCACGAGUAUUGGAUGGAAGAUUCUCACGGUCGGUAUGGCGUCGAUUUGACAUCAUUUGGGCCGUAUCGCAUGCCUGCUUUGUCGUACCAGUACGGCGUCGACGAUGACUUCAAUCCCGGAGCAUGCCCUGGGAGCAGCAGUUGUAGCCGCGAUAUCCGAACAGAUGCUUAUGCAGCCUGGCGAGCAGAGGUGGGCAACAGCACGAGCAACUCGUUUGAGCUCGUAUUUAUCCUCUCGGCUGGGCAGGAUGAAUCCUCAACAUGGCAAGAGUUUGGCGAGAUGAGAUUCUCGUCGCCGGAGGAUGUUCCUGAUGCAUUUGGACCUCCCAAGAACACCAACGGCUCUUCGUCGCUGCCAAACUAUGCAUCCACUCGAUAUGUUCCCUGGACGUCGUGGGCAUCGGCAUCUACCAUUUGGCCCAACGCGGGGGGCGGUUCGUCGACUCAAUGCGAGAGUUCGGGAAUGGGUACCUAUGCUCAUGAGCUUAGCCAUCUGUUGAAUAUUGGCGACAAUUAUAACAACCCGUAUGGCAUUCCUCUACGGCGAGAUUAUACCGGGCCAUACUCGAUGAUGUCUCGGGGAUCGUUCAAUGGCCCUGGUGGCCCUCAUACACGGUACCAAAUACCGGCGCUACAAGGAGGCUCAAUGGGUUCCUUGCAUACGGUUAGAGAUAAGCUUGUCCUAGGACUCAUCUCCAACGACACUAUUGUUCGCAUAUCGAGAGACGCCUUGGCAGAAUCAGGCCCGGUGGUGGCACAAAUCACCGCUCGAUCAGUCGUAUCUGACCUCAUUGGCCUGAGGGUCGAUAUGAACCGAGAUCUAUCUCCUGCAUGUAACGUUUCUACCGACGUGCUCUGCGAUGGAGGCGGCUAUAACACUUAUGAUGUCGAAGUUAUUGACAGGAUGGGAGCCGAUUCAUUCCAACCUGACUCGGGUGUUAUGAUAAGCAAGACGAGAAAUAGCAAUACUCAGCCAUUCCAGUGGACUGUCGAUGCGAAUCCCCAGGAUAUCAAGCUCGUUGAUUUCAUCCGGCCCAAUGGCACAGCGGCCAUGAUUACGAUGGGCGACUAUCGCCAACUAGCGGAUGCGUUAUUCCACGCGGGCACCGGAUCUGGCAGCAAAUACGAGUUUGUGGACGAGGCCAACGGUCUUCACUUUUACAUAUUGGACAUCCACAGGGACCAAGCCGGCGUGCUCUCCUAUACCGUGGGCGCGAGAUCUCUCGCCGACGCUAGCUCAAGCGAAUACGGGAUUCGGAUGACUUCCGGCGCACCACUUGCGCAUGAGAAGACGAAGAGCAGUCCCAUCACGGGGGGGAUUCUUUGUGAGUUCGAGCUCACCAAUAACGGCACAUAUUCCGGUUCCAGCAAAGGCCAUGCUCAGGUUCGAUCAGAGCACCUUGAGUGGGAUAUUUUUCGUCUGAAAGCUGAUAUCAAGGGUGCUGGUUGGAAGGCGGCUUUGCCAAAUGCUGUGAUUGCAUUGAGACACGGGCAAGCAGCAAAGGCCUACGUGGCGGUGCGAGCGGAUAUUCACGCGAAGGAUGCUGUCGGGGUGGUAAAACUGACGGCUACGUCGGAGUCGGACCCAACGGUGAGGGCAACGUCGUUUUGCAUAAUCGACAAGCACCGUGUAGUUGAGCGGCUCGUAUUAAAUUGA